Entrophospora candida is the source of this 672-nucleotide messenger RNA. Lineage: Eukaryota; Fungi; Glomeromycota; Glomeromycetes; Entrophosporales; Entrophosporaceae. The record is from the annotation of a GenBank genome assembly.
AUGAAAAUUAUUGGACUUACAGGAGGAAUAGCCUCUGGCAAGAGUACAGCUUCUAGGAUGUUCCUGAAUAAAAAAAUUCCAGUGAUUGAUGGAGAUCUAUUAGCAAGAAAAGUGGUAGAACCUGGAAGACCUGCCUAUAAACUUGUAGUAAAGAAAUUUUCUAAAGAUAUAUUGAAUGAGAAUGGAACAUUGAAUCGUGCCAAGUUAGGUGAUAUUAUAUUUGCAGAUGAGACAAAGCGUAAAAUAUUGAAUCAGUGUACACAUCCAUUCAUUCGACGUGAGAUAUUAAAGUUGAUGGCGUGGUACUGGCUGAUAGGUGAGAAAAUGGUGUUGCUGGACGCGCCUUUAUUAAUUGAGAGUAGACUUCACAAAUAUAUGAGCGUAGUUAUUGUUGUUUAUUGUUCAGAGCAACUUCAAUUAAGCAGGUUACUUUCACGUGAAAAAACAAUAACAGAGUCAGCAGCUAGACAACGUAUUUCAGCACAACUUCCAUUGAAAGAAAAAAUAAAAUAUGCUGAUUUUGUCAUUGAUAAUUCUGGUAAUAUAUCAGAAACAGAAAAACAAAUCGAAAAUGUGGUCAAUAAAAUCAAACCUAGUCUAUUAAAUUGGUUAGUUACAUGGCUUGGUCCAUCAAUAGCUUUGACUACUUUUUUAUUCACAAUAUUCAAAUGA